AUGGCUUUCGUUUUUCAACCGCCGGUCACGCCCAACCACCCAAGGCAGUCGAACAGUGCCCAGGGCCAUGGGCCUCAACGACCACACCUCGCCAUCCCUAUCGCAGACCACGACCACCUCGAUGCGUCGCUGACCGACCUCAUCUCGACAAAACUCGAGGAAAUGUUCGCCCACACAUGUUUCCACCACUAUUCUGGAAUGAUCCAAGAUAUGUUCGAAGCCGACCACCAGCAUUGGGUCAUACUACGGUUCCUUCGGCUGCAGUCCGAGUGCGCCCUCUUCCGAAGGAACCAUACAAGUAUCUACUACAACCCUCCACCGGAUCUGUUCGCGUUGGUCGCGCAGAUCCGGGAGGACAAGAGUUGGCAAGCCAAGAGGCUGGAGGUGCUUACAUUGGUGAGCAAUGUUCGACGCAUGUCAGGAUCUUCUUGGCCCGAUUCUCGAGGUUCGGGGCUCAGUCCAUACCACGCCACCCAUCUUACACCUGCCACUGGUUCUGUGCCCUCAGCAUCGAGAGAAGGCCAGACCUUGGUUCCCCCGGGCAUUCAAUAUGGUCGCAUUGGAUCCGGAUAUCAAUCCUCGAACCAGGGCGUCGGCUCCUCCGUUGCCGCAGGGAGUCCUACUCCCACUGAAGGCCACGCCUCUGUGGGCAACGCGGGCCGUACAGCUCCAAAGGGCCACCUCUUCUAUUGCCCUUCCAAGAACUGCCGCAGAAGCUAUGGUGGCCAGGGUUACACACGUCAAGGACAUUAUGACAACCACAUGAGGAUGCACCACGCCGAAUGGCCAACUCAUGAUCCUUCAACUUCAUUGCGCGAGAUACCUAGUCACGAACAUCCUGUGGCGAACAAUUCGCAUGAGCAUACGGGCUCUCGAACAGCAGCGGAAGUGAUAUGGCCUACAACACCCCAGCCGCAGCCGCAGCCGCUAUUUACAGCUUCGACGCCGCACACGCCUCUCCAUCCUGUUGUUGAGCCAGGAAAUGGGCGUCCCUCAACUCCCAACCCAGAUACCGUGCUUCCGGACAUACUAGCAUUCGGCACCGAAACCGAAAUAACCCGUUAUCCGCACAAGUCCUUCCCAUCCCUAUUUGCGACUGACACUGUUGGCUCGUCUCAGACGGACUGGGAUUUCGGAAAUUACUUCCCACCACUGAGUCAGACCUUCUCGAAUUCGAAUCAGUCAUUCCAAUCUACAGAUUCUUACAUGCAAGACCAAUGA
Molecule: messenger RNA, 1221 nt
Organism: Cladophialophora yegresii CBS 114405
Lineage: Eukaryota; Fungi; Ascomycota; Eurotiomycetes; Chaetothyriales; Herpotrichiellaceae
Exons: 1
Coding region: 1-1221 (406 amino acids)
Source: RefSeq, a predicted model, not a curated record